Molecule: messenger RNA, 342 nt
Organism: Purpureocillium takamizusanense
Lineage: Eukaryota; Fungi; Ascomycota; Sordariomycetes; Hypocreales; Ophiocordycipitaceae
Product: Adenylosuccinate lyase
Exons: 2
Coding region: 1-342 (113 amino acids)
Biological process (GO): 'de novo' AMP biosynthetic process
Cellular component (GO): cytosol
Molecular function (GO): N6-(1,2-dicarboxyethyl)AMP AMP-lyase (fumarate-forming) activity; (S)-2-(5-amino-1-(5-phospho-D-ribosyl)imidazole-4-carboxamido) succinate lyase (fumarate-forming) activity
Source: RefSeq, a predicted model, not a curated record
AUGUCCGCAUUCGACGAGUACCAGACCCCUCUGGUGUCUCGCUACACCAGUAGCGAGAUGCGAAAGAUCUUCACCCCGCGCCAGCGUUACUCGACGUGGCGCCAGCUCUGGCUCUGGCUGGCCGAGGCCGAGCAGGAGCUGGGCGUCGACAAGAUCUCCAACGAGGCCCUCGACGCGAUCCGAGCCAACCUCGUCGUCAGCGACGACGCCUUCAAGGUCGCCGCCGACGAGGAGAAGCGCGUGAGGCACGACGUCAUGGCGCACAUCCACGCCCUGGAGAAGGACGCCCCGGCUGCCGCGGGUGUCAUCCACCUCGGCGCCACCUCUUGCUUUGGUACGUGA